Messenger RNA from Oncorhynchus mykiss (rainbow trout), 2851 nucleotides. Its product is annotated as transmembrane protein 150A. Gene Ontology annotation, cellular component: plasma membrane. The record is from RefSeq and is a predicted model, not a curated record. Lineage: Eukaryota; Metazoa; Chordata; Actinopteri; Salmoniformes; Salmonidae. Gene Ontology annotation, biological process: protein localization to plasma membrane.
UUACCAUAGCAUAAAGUUUUAUUUCUGGACAACUUUAAUAACACAUAUUUUUAAGUUAAUCUGAAACUUUACAGUUCAGUAAAGGAAUCUAAGAAACGUAUAGUUGGCUAGAGUUCCACACUGCCCCUGGGGAACUAGAGUUUGACCGCUAUGCAGUCUACAGUGUGUGCUAUGUAAUUUAAAACAAACAGGGAGAUAGCGUCGAGAGGGCCCACCCCAUGUUUCCUCACGUCUGUCCUCUGACAGGACAAGGUGGUACUCCCUUCCAAAAAGGAGUGGCAAUAUUGGUUAGAACUUUAGUUUCCUCUGCUGCUCUCAAAUGGCAGGAAUGUUGCCUGGGUGGUGGAAGGUACACAGACAAACUGGUACUACGUCAAUCUGCUGGAUAUACUUGAAUGAUCUAGUUUGGUAACAGGACAUACUUAUUGGGAUUCUACAGUUACGAUGAGGCGUCAGGUUUAUGGGUGACUGACUCUGCUGUGGUGGAAUCUAGAGGCAGAAAUCUUCAAAGUGCCAGAAAGACAGACUGUGUCUGGACCCAGGUCGUCACUACUGUACUUCUGCUGCUGCUCUCACUAAACUACCAAGACAUGGUCCUCUGGAGUCUACUCCCCAUCUCCCUCUCCUUGGUGUCUCUCAUUGGCACAUGGGUGACGUAUGGCCUGGCAUACAGCUAUGACCAUGUGUGUUCCCUCAACAACUGGGCCCCCGGGAACCCCUGCGGAAACAAUACAACUAUGGCAUGUUGUCAAGUUCCCACCAUAAGCACGAGUGGAACAAGCUCACCAGAAAACUCUUUGUUCACAGCCACCAUCAAUGCUGCUUCAUUUCUGUUUAUGGUGUUCUGUAUCUUCCACCAUGCUCACAUCUUGGAGAGGAACAGUGUCCACUCCAUGCUCAGUAGAAUCGCCCUGGUGUUUGGUGGAGUGGCAGCCAUCGGGGCCUUCGUGGCUGGGAACUGCAAUCCCGAGUACCUAACACUGGCCCAUUACCUGGGGGCUGCGGUAAGCUUCCUGUGUAUCUGUUUCUACAGCCUGCUCCUCACGGUGCUCACAGGGAAGUGUGUUCUGACCCGGAUGGAGUGGUUCCUCUACCCAGCACGGGUCAUGUCUACUGCGGUCCAAAUCAUUGUCACUAUUGGCUAUGCAAUCUUGUUUGUACAGGAGGAAUACGUGUACAAGCACUCAGCGGCCGUGUUUGAGUGGAUACUGAGCGUCAACCUGGAGCUGUUUGAGCUCAGCUUCGCUGUUGAGUUCUGUUUCUUCUCCUCCUCCAUGUUGUGUACACUGCUGGGGAAGAAAGAUGAGGAGAAGCCUAUCCUUCUGGCCUGAGAAGAUGAGAUGCUACUGGGCUGGGGGACCUACUGUAAGAGACACUUGGGUCAUGUGAUGCAUGAAAUGGAAGAAAACGUUCCAAAAUGGAGAGACCAGCUGGACUUGUCCAUUAAGUGUCGGUUAAAAAAAAUGUCACGUUGUGCCCUAAUGAAAUAACCCAGUAGUUUACAAACUUUUCUAUGUUGUGACUGAUCUAAAGCUUGUGGAAUUGGACCAACCAAGUAAAGGGAACAAUUGUUUGUAACCGGUUCUGGCUGCGACCAAAAAAUGAAUCAGCUGAAUCGGCCACGACCCACCGUUUGGGGAAACACUGACCUAGUGGCAUCAAAGAUGGGGAUCAAACAUAACCUUUGAUCUCAUUCUCAGACCAAGUCUUAUUAUUGAGGAUGGGUUUUAAUUUUUUUUAAUCAGGGCUGAAAUCAUUUUUCUUAUGCAAGCCCCUAAAUACAAAACGAAAGAUGAGUUAUUCGGGUCACAACAAAUCUAAGUAUUUCUGAAAGCUUUGGAAAAGUAAAACUGUCCAUCCUACAACUUUCAUAGCCACUGAUGGACCAAUACCAGGACACCUUAGCAUUUGAGUAGUAGUCACUGUAAGUACUAAAAUCAUUAUUUCUAUUCUCAUGUUCUGAAUUGAUCAAGGUGAAAUGUUCUAUUUUAUGGGCCAUGUAGAAUUGUGAAUGAUGUUAUUCUUUCAAUGUUUUGUCUAUAUGUCUAAAACUUCGGGGCAUUACUAUGCCAGGCAACAACAGAAAAAAGUUGUAUAAAAAAAUGUAACUGUCUGCAAAGUGAAGUAUUGAGGUGUAAUGUUGUGAUGGAAUCUGAGGCCAGUAAUCCCUCGACAGCUUUAACAUUCAAAUGAUGAUCAAGUCAUUUGGUUAUUGGUGUGGAGAUUAGAAGCCAGUGAUGAUUCUAAACCUUUGUGAUAGAACAGGUGAUUUAAUGUGAAGGAGGCAGGAAAUUCAGGCAGGUGUGGUGGUUCAGAUUUAUUAAUAGAGGCCUCUGUCUUUUGUGAUAGAUCAUUCUGGAAAGCUUUUUGAUGGCAGAACAGCUGGUUGUACAAGUUUUACUGCAUACAUGGCAGAUGAGAGAAGAACCAGAACAAAAGCAAUCCUUCAUCCAGAAACAAUCUAACUGAAAAUGUUAUGAACAGAACAAAUUUCCUAGCAAGGCAUUAUACUUUGUAUUUGUUCCUUUCUUCUUAUGUAUCGUUCUCAUUUUCUACUGCUUUCCUACAGUGUUCCUAUUCAGGCAUUUGUGCAACGAUGAUUCAGACUUGUUUACAACAACAAUAUAUCAUGGACUAUAUAGUUACAUCUUAACAAAGUGGUACAUAAAUAAAUAAAUAUAUAACGAAUUAGUGACAAACUGAUGUUUACUAAAAGUAGAAAUAAAUAAAAGCAUUUAGCCUAAUUCAGUAUGAAAAUAUCAACUUGGAAGGUUUCCUACUCUUAAUUUUUGGAGGCAUUUCUUUUGCCAAGCGUAAUUGAGUAAUAAAACGUGUGUAAGAUCAAAUGUAA